CUGCUCUGGAGAAGGAGGGAAUGGAAGAGUGACUCAUGGAUUCCUCCCGGGGCUGGCUCCUCCCCCUCCAGCCCCUGCCCAGCCCCUCCACAUGGGCUACCUCUCCAGGCUCCCGUUGCUGAGGGGGUGGAGUUGCUGGCCAGGGCUGUUCCUCCCUGCCUUCCUUCCCCCUGGCUCUGUACUGCACCUGGUUAGAGCAGAAUUGUGUCCAGACUGCAUAUGGGGUAUGGAGGAAGAAGAGGAGGAGAAGCAGCAGCAACAGCAGCGCAUCUCCACGAGCUACCCUGCCAUCCAGCGUGUCAGCAUUGCGGUGGAUGAGACUAACGUCCUGCCGGGGGCUCUGCAGCUCAUCCGAAAGCUGAGACCACAAUGGGAGACCGAGCGAGUUAAAACCAAGCUCUUCACUGAUGGCAUCACCAACAAACUCAUGGCUUGCUUCACGGAUGAGAACAUGAGGGAUGCAGUCCUGGUGCGGGUCUAUGGCAGGAAAACGGAACUGAUUGUGGACCGAGCAAAUGAGCUGAGGAAUUUCCAAGUGCUCCAAGACCACGGUUGUGCCCCUAAUCUCUACUUUACCUUCGAGAAUGGCUAUUGCUAUGAGUUCAUGCAGGGGAAGGCUCUGGGACCAGAACAUGUGCGACAGCCACAGAUAUUCAGGUUAGUAGCCCAGGAAAUGGCAAAAAUGCACAUAAUUCACACCAAUGGGAGUCUUCCUAAGCCGUGCCUGUGGCAUAGACUGCGCAAGUACUUUAACGUUGUGAAAACGGAGUUUGUCAGAAAGGCAUCACAGUCCAGCCUCUGUCCCGAAGUGCACAUUCCCAGCCUAGAGGUACUAGAAGAAGAGAUUUGCUGGAUGAAGGAACACCUCUCCCAUCUUGGAUCUCCAACAGUCUUCUGCCACAAUGACCUUUUGAGCAAGAACAUCAUCUACAAUGAGGCAGAAGGUCAUGUCCGGUUCAUAGAUUAUGAAUACACUGGUUACAACUAUCAAGCGUUUGACAUUGGGAAUCAUUUUAAUGAAUUUGCAGGACUGAAUGAGGUGGAUUACAACCUGUAUCCCUGCAGAGAGACCCAGUUGCAGUGGCUGAGUUACUACCUGCAGGCCUACAAGAAACUAAGUCAGCAGGACCAGUGUGGUGGAAGCAAAAGCAGAGGAGAAAGUGGACAUGUCUCUGAAGAAGAACUGGAGACCCUCUAUGUGCAAGUGAACCAGUUUGCUUUAGCCUCCCAUUUCCUGUGGGCUUGCUGGGGCCUGAUCCAAGCCCAGUUCUCUACGAUAGACUUUAAUUUUGCCAGGUACGCAGACAUAAGAUUUAAACAGUACUUUAAAGCAAAACCUGUGGUGACAGCCCUCAAAACGUCAAAGUGAAGUUCAAGUCCAAAGAGUCUUCUGGUUCACAAUAUUCCAUACUUAUUUUCUCUGGUCUAAAGCACCUGCUUCCCUGACCUCUGAGAUCAAUCUCUCUUGCAGUUGCUUGAAAGGUGAGAGGUCAGACACCGUGAAACAAGAAUGGAAAAGGAAAGCAUACCUUCUAUGAAGCCAAAAAUUAAACCGAGUCCCUGGAACCUGGCUAUGCCACCCAUGGAUUACCUGCCAAAUGUUGUUGCUUUCAGAAGGUGAUGUUAGGACACGGCUGCUGCCCAGAGAUUUCAUUCACAGACUGUGGGGUAUUAAGGAAUGCUUCAAGUGCUUGUAGGCUUAAAGGGUGGGUGACAAGGGGAGGCUGGCUUAAAGUUUUGUGUGGCCUUAAGGGUCGAGCUGAAUGGAAUCUUCUCUGUUCCCUGGUUGUGGGGAAAAUGGAUCAAUAUAGGUUUUAGUAGCCAUAGCAUUCUGCUCUUUUGGACCUGGGCUAAACAGAACUGAUAGGAACCUUGCAUCCCUUUCUGACUUACUCCAUUGCCCACACACACACACGAAGGAUUUUUCUUCUUUCUUAUGAUAUAGCCAGACAAGAGAUUUUGGAACAAAUCCUGCAAGGCCCAUCAAUGGUUCUUUUAAAGGUGCAGAGAGAUAGGCAGCAGGAAAGCCCCAAAUCUUAAAGAGAUAUUUGGAAUUUGGUCAAGUUGCGAACCACUGAAACAGUUUCCUGCCCCAUUAAAUGGUGAAGGGUUGUCUGUACUGCAUAUUUACUAUAGCGUAGUGGUACUUCCGCAUGUAUACAGUAAAUGCCUGAGAAUCCAUGCAGGGACCAUAUGUGUGCAUACAGUUCAAGCUGCAUCAUUUUGAGAAGAGCAGGUGUUGCUGGCCAAAGCCUAAUGAGGGAAUAAACCCAUACAAAGAGAGGUGUUCAUUAGCAAAAUGGGUGUUUCACGUUUACCCAGUACUGGUUACCACUUGUGGGACAAGUUCACAUGUCCCUUGCCUUGUGCAGGUGCCUGUUUCACUUGGCACACCGCUGGGUUAUAUUACCAGUUAGCCUAUAUUUUCCUGAAGUACAAUUGCUCAGAUUGCCCCAAAUCUGCUGCACAAGUCUGUGCUCUUGUGCUGCUUCAGUAUUUUGAGCAUGAAAAAUAAUACAUUCGUCCCUGAAACUAGAGCACAUUUCGAAAAGGCAAUUUAUAAGGAUAGCCAGUAAAGCUUAGGGGCCAAUCAACAUUUCACAUCUAGCAGUGACUAGAAGGGGAGAUGGCCACAAUGGCAGAGCAAGCCCAGCAGAGCGGUAAACGGCAGCGUAGACAUGUUCAGAGAGAACCACACACACACACACGCACACCCUUCUCCUGUCCCUCCUCUAAACCCCUCAGCAUCUACCCUUACCUUGUACGCACAUGUACCUUUCUGUCCUUAGACUAUGAAAAAGCUGGAACCAACUUGAAUCAUUCCUUAGGAACCAUGAACAGCUCGUGCAGUGCUUUGCCUCAUAAGGAGACCAUUGGGUUUCUCUGGAAAGAGGACCAGCCUAUGCAUACUACCUACAGGUUCCUUAGUCAGAAUAAGGAAAGCACUUGACUUCUCACAAAUCUGAGCCAGCCUUCAGCUCUUACUUUCCUUACAGAUGGAGGAAAAUGGGAUGGGAGAGGGAACUGGAGUGCCCAGCCUUUGAGUCCAUAUAUGGCUGAGAUCAUGCAGCAAGAAUUUACUAAAUACCAUUUUACUACCUGUGUAUAUAUAUUUUUCCCCCAUGAGCUUUUAUUUUGCUUAUGAAUAGACUGAAGAGCACACGAUCCCUUGCACCCCCA
Hemicordylus capensis (graceful crag lizard) is the source of this 3180-nucleotide messenger RNA. It is a transcript of the gene ETNK2, whose product is annotated as ethanolamine kinase 2. NCBI's taxonomy places the organism in Eukaryota, Metazoa, Chordata, Lepidosauria, Squamata, Cordylidae. Gene Ontology annotation, molecular function: ethanolamine kinase activity. Gene Ontology annotation, cellular component: cytoplasm. The record is from RefSeq and is a predicted model, not a curated record. The coding region runs from base 92 to 1369 and encodes 425 amino acids. The transcript has 8 exons. Gene Ontology annotation, biological process: phosphatidylethanolamine biosynthetic process.